AAUGAAAUUAAUAAACAAUUAGGUCGUGGUGGUGAAAAUAAAGUAAUUCUUUUAAGACAAACCUUAAAAUCAUUUUUAAAAAAAUCAUUAGAAAGUAUGUAUGAGAUAGAAACUAUUUCAGAAAAUAAAAAACUUUUGGAAGGCGGCCGCAAAUGCCCUUGGAAUUCUUUAGAAAAACUCCCUACUACGAAUAACCACCUUGAAGGAAUGAAUGAAUAUUUGAAAAAUAAUCAAUUAAAUCGAUUUCAAAGAAGUGGCCACCUUCUUAGAGCUGAUAUACUUUAUAUUGCUCUUGUAUAUGAAGUUAUACCUAAUAUUUUAAC
Molecule: messenger RNA, 323 nt
Organism: Racocetra persica
Lineage: Eukaryota; Fungi; Glomeromycota; Glomeromycetes; Diversisporales; Gigasporaceae
Source: the annotation of a GenBank genome assembly